Molecule: messenger RNA, 654 nt
Organism: Fusarium poae
Lineage: Eukaryota; Fungi; Ascomycota; Sordariomycetes; Hypocreales; Nectriaceae
Exons: 2
Coding region: 1-654 (217 amino acids)
Cellular component (GO): cytoplasm
Molecular function (GO): phosphatase activity
Source: RefSeq, a predicted model, not a curated record
AUGGAACCUAAUGCGAGUCCUCUGAUCCACAUCGUCCGUCAUGGGCAAUCCCUACACAACAUUGAUCGCGGCUACCCUCACCGCGACCCACCCUUGACGGAUGAAGGGCACGAAACUACUAAGCGAAUUCAGAUCCCGGCCACCCCAGAUCUAAUCAUCAUCUCGCCAAUGACACGUACCAUCCAGACUGCCAUGAACGCCUUUCCGGCUAUUGCUGGCUCAGCUCCAAACGGGACUGAAGUAAAGAUCUGGCCCGACCUGCGCGAAGCCCAUGACGCUGUUUGCAACAAGGGCAUCUCUCGGGCCGAAAUUUCGGCCAAGUUUCCACAUCUGAACUUCUCAGAAUGUCCACAAGAAUGGGAUCAUCCACCGCACAGUAUAGAGGCUGCCACUAUACGUGCUGAGAAGGUCCGAAGACGUUUAAAAGAGCUCUCGAAGGAAUACAACAAUAUUGUCCUCAUCACACAUAGAGGGUUCAUUGCAUUCCUUGUCAAGGGAGAUCGAUACGACGUCUGCGAAACGCGCUCGUAUCGAUUUGGCACAGAUGAAGAGACAGAAGCAGACUCCUUGAGGUUUGGAGUUAACGUCGACACAAAGGCACAACAGGACUUUGGCCCGACGCUUCUCGUACUCCAACCCCCCAAUCAAAGUUGA